AUGGAUUACAAAUCACUCACAAUCAGUAUUGCAGUCACCAUCGCAGUUGCCAUAUUGGCGAACCAUGUAGUUUCAACGAGAGGCUUUUCUGGACAGAAAGAAACAGAGCAGAUGGCAGAGGUCAAAACCAUUAAUAAGCAUGCUACCGCCAAGACUAUAAAGACAAAAUUUGGGGACAUCUUUGAUUGUGUGGAUAUACACAGACAACCAACUCUUUUACAUCCUUUGCUUAAGAAUCACAAAAUUGAGAUGAGGCCUGGUUCAGCUUUGCAUGGAAAUUUGAAAAAUUCUUCAUUCAGCACCGAGUCUUCCUCAUCAACUAAUGUUGCAAAACUAGUUGGGUUGGGAAAAGGGUGUCCUAAAGGAACCGUUCCCAUCCGAAGGACAGUUGGGAAAGAAAACAUGAUCAGAUCCUUUGACUAUAAUAAGUUUGGGAAAAACCUAUCAAUAGAUUUUCCCAUCAAAGAAUCGGGUGGCACUGGUUAUGAUUAUGCUGGAAUCGUUCUGCGCCCGGAGAGUGGGAAGUUGAUUAAAGGCGCGGCUGCAAACUUGAUUAUAUACCAACCAAAGGUGAAAGACCACCAAUUUAGCGGAGCAAUCAUUGAGGUUUCAAAUGGAAUGCCUGGUAAUGCAGGCGCUAUCCACCUAGGUUGGAUGGUCGACCCUCUUUAUUUCGGAGACGGUCAACCAAGAUUGUUCGCAGCUUGGGCUCAAGCAAGCAAUGGGAAAAUAUCAGGAUGCUAUAAUAUGGAUUGUCCUGGCUUUGUUCAAGUAAAUCGCUACGCCACUUUUGGUUCUACUUUUAGCCAUGUUUCAGUAAUUAACGGGCCGCAAUAUGGAACCCACAUGAGUUUGACCGUGGAACCAAGUGGAAAUUGGUGGGUCAACAUUCGAAAUGUUGGGAUUGGCUACUUUGCGAACGAGUUCUUCACUGGAUUAAGGGCUGGUGCCGAUUUGACGCUCUGGGGAGGAACGGUGUACAGCCCCUUCCCUUCCUCUCCUCCGAUGGGAAGUGGUCUUGAAUAUAACGGCGGUCCUUUCCGUCGAACAUGUUACAUGAACCAAGUUGGGUAUGUUAAUCAAGAUGAUGGGCAUCGGUACAGUGACCCCAACCCAUCCUCUGUGCAGGUAAAGGAAUCUCGCUGCUAUCUUGUUGGCAAAAAUCGUUAUGUAGAUGAUAAGUGGCGCUACACUUUCUUCUUUGGGGGUGAAGGUGGUGAUUUUCACAGUUGUCGUUAUUGAAGGAUUAAAUAAGAAAGAACCAUUUCAAUAACAUGACAAAUAUCACCUUAACAAAUGCAGUUUGGUCUCGUUUAAUUCCUUUUCUUUUUUCUUUUUGAAGCAAA
Molecule: messenger RNA, 1346 nt
Organism: Theobroma cacao (cacao)
Lineage: Eukaryota; Viridiplantae; Streptophyta; Magnoliopsida; Malvales; Malvaceae
Product: protein neprosin-like
Source: RefSeq, a predicted model, not a curated record